This is a messenger RNA of Neurospora crassa OR74A, 3324 nucleotides long. RefSeq names its product serine/threonine-protein kinase 24, variant (gene stk-6). Gene Ontology annotation, biological process: protein phosphorylation. The transcript is spliced from 3 exons. The record is from RefSeq and is a predicted model, not a curated record. Bases 921 to 3068 code for a protein of 715 amino acids. Gene Ontology annotation, molecular function: protein kinase activity; ATP binding. Lineage: Eukaryota; Fungi; Ascomycota; Sordariomycetes; Sordariales; Sordariaceae.
CCAGAGUGUAGAGUAAACAUCGGACACCUCCUUCCAAAGUCCCCAUUCCUUCAUUCUGAUUGACCUUUCUCCCAUUUUUGCGCCUGCGCCCUCCAACCUCCAGUAUUCUUUCCCUCCAGCGUCCGACCGACUCCUCGCGUAACUGAAAUCCCCAGACUGCCCGCUUCGCGACACUCCGAGUCGUCCUUGGAACUCAGGCGGUCAUCGGGGCUGACCUGGUCCCGCCAAUUGUUCGAGCUUCCCCUUGCUCAGUCCCCCGUGUCCCGGCUGCACCGACAACAGACCAGAGCAUCAUCCUAGUCACCGUUCGCUCCCGCCCUUGAUCGCCCUCUCCUGCCUCGUAGCCCUACGACUUGUGCAGUGCUUCUCGUCGCGCAUCUUGCCCACUACAAUAAUCCUUUGCGACCUUCGAGCGACAUCCUACGACGAGAUCCGACCCGAUUGGCGCACUGUUGUGUCCCAGGCAAAUCAACCAACCCAUGCGACCCUCGUUCGCCUGCACUGCCGUCUGAAAUAGAACCACCUCGCCCCUUCGCACGACUCAAGUUACGUACGCCAUGGCCGACCGCGAUCAUGACGAGCACGAGGGAUCUGUGGACCCCGAACUCCUAUACACCAAGGAAUUUUGUAUAGGUUGGUUCACCGAGCGUCCAAUACGCCCAUGGCCCUCGGCGCCAUUCAAGCGGCGGUUGCUGACCAGUAGACCGUGAUUUGCAGGUGGAGGUAGUUUCGGCAAGGUCUUCAAAGGUGUCGACAAACGGAGUGGCCAGGCAGUAGCUAUCAAGGUUAUCGACAUUGAAAGCGCCGAGGACGAAGUAGAAGACAUUAUCCAGGAGAUCGCCAUCCUUUCCGAGCUACAGUCGCCCUACGUUACCAAAUACUAUGGUUCUUACGCCAAAGGCGCCGAGCUAUGGAUCGUCAUGGAGUUUUGCUCGGGGGGCAGCUGUGCCGAUUUGAUGAAGCCCGGUCUGAUUGGGGAAGACUACAUCGCCAUCAUCGUUCGUGAACUGCUGCUGGGACUGGACUAUUUACACCAAGACAAGAAGCUACACCGCGAUGUCAAAGCUGCCAACAUCCUCCUUGCUGCCAAUGGCCAGGUCAAGCUAGCUGAUUUUGGUGUUUCCGGUCAGCUAUCCGCGACCAUGACCAAGAAAAACACAUUUGUCGGCACCCCAUUCUGGAUGGCCCCCGAGGUAAUCAAGCAAAGCGGCUACGAUCACAAGGCUGACAUCUGGUCGUUGGGUAUCACGGCCCUUGAGCUCGCCAAAGGAGAGCCACCCUAUGCCGAUAUCCAUCCCAUGAAGGUGCUCUUUCUGAUUCCCAAGAACCCGCCCCCACGCCUGGAAGGCAACUUCAGCAAGGGAUUCAAGGACUUCAUCGAGUUGUGCUUGCAGCGUGACCCCAAGGAAAGGCCAACGGCAAGAGAACUUCUCAAGCAUCCCUUCAUUCGGCGGGCAAAGAAGACGAGCUAUCUGACGGAGCUCAUUGAGCGUUACAACCGGUGGGCAGCUACGCACAAGCAAGAUGACGAAGAGUACCAUGAGCCCGAGGAGAACAACUAUGUUGAGCAACGGAAGCAUAUCAAUGAGGACAUGUGGGACUUUGGCACAGUGCGGCUGGUUAGUGACCGCGGCGGUGUUGUUCACAGGCCCGGCAUGUUGAACCCGAUGGACGAGUCGACACUCAAUGCGAGAUCUUCGAGAGCUAAUGAGAGCGCGGAUAACCGGGACGACUGGAGGAGAGAAUCUAGCCAGACGACAUCCAAACUUGCAGUUGACACCAGUGGGACGGGCACCGCGAGGCAAGCAUCCCCUGCGAGGAAACCUGUAGGAACGCCGAGCACAGCGAUGCCGCCGCCUCCGACCAGAGUCCUUGUGCCUAGUUCGCCUGUCAAGCAGCAGAUACAACAACUAGAGCAACAGCAGCAUCAAUCGAGGGAAUCCGCAACGCCCCGCACAUCACUAGCCAGGCCGGUCGCACACACACCAUUAGGCAGUUCUCCAGAUUACGAUCGUGUGCUUCAGGAACAGUUACGACGGGAUAUCGGGGGUAUGAACCUCGGACCGGCUAUCCAGAACAGCACACAGCCACAAUCAGCAUUCUCUCCAUCACAGUACAGCCAACAAGCUACGUCUUCAUCGUCAAGAACGGCUGCUGGACCCAUGAAGUUGCCCGAGAUUCCCCCAUACAGAGGAGGACAACAGCAACAGCAACAAUCCCCUCAAAAGCUUACCAACCAGCAAACAAGUCAGCAAGCACCAAACACCAGCAAACCUUUCCAGCAGCAGCAACAGCCUCCCCUCUACCAUCAACCUUCGCGUGAAUCACUUUACCGGCAGCAACAGCAGCAGCAACCACAGCAGCAACAGCGUCAGCUAAAUCACCAACCAUCGCGCGAGCAAGUGUACCAACAACAUCAGAGACAGCAGUCACAACCUACAAUGCUCUAUCAUCAACCUUCGCGCGAGUCAUUGUACCAACAGCAGCAGCAACAACAACAGCAUCAACGACGAGAUUCACAGUAUCAGCAGUCCUCUGGACAGUAUCAACCUAAGAGGUCAAGCUACCAUCAGAGUCAAGGGCUGAGCCCCCUAACAUCAAAGGAGAUGCCACGCUCGUCGCCAUCAGGGAGCCGCAUAGUCUCCACCUCAUCCAACCAUGGCGGAGCCAGUACACCGUCCUCGUCAUCAACAUCACUGGCGUUUCCUUCGCCUGAUCCGCCGAGUCCCAGCGGCGAGUUGGACGCCCUUAACGACGUGAUUUUCCCUGCACUAGAGGAGGCGCUCAAACGCCGACAAAUCAUGCUGCAGCAGACGUACCGGCCGGAACCGGGGUAUGCUCCAGCCCCGCCUACUCCGAAGCAGCAGCGUGCUGAGGCAGCCAACGAGAAGAUACGCAAGUUGGUGUAUAAGCUGGCACAUGUGUGCAAGGAGAUCGACCACUACGACAAGGCGGAGCCGGUGGGGAUGGGCAAGGAUGUGGGUGGGUUUCUGGAGGGACUGUUGGAGGAGAUCUUGGUGAGGGUCGAGCCGCUUGAUGUUUUGGGGGAGGAUGGGCAUGGUGGUUAGUGAAAUGAUGCGCGAGGGUUAGGGGUGAAGACAGGGAGCGGGCAUGUUUCUGGAGGGGAAAUAGAACUUAAUGUAUGACCGUCGACGACGAUACUAUGAUGUGUUAUGAUCAGCAUUGGACUGGGUUAGGGAAAACCAAGGCUUCCAUCAAGCCGUGUUACCUACUGUUAUUACCUUGAAAGCAUCCGUUAUGAAGGGUGUUUUUGAAUAGAGUACAGGACUGAGAUCUGUAAAUGGAACAUGGAUUACCAUCUGA